Colias croceus (clouded yellow) is the source of this 1880-nucleotide messenger RNA. Its product is annotated as facilitated trehalose transporter Tret1-like. Gene Ontology annotation, biological process: transmembrane transport. Bases 498 to 1733 code for a protein of 411 amino acids. NCBI's taxonomy places the organism in Eukaryota, Metazoa, Arthropoda, Insecta, Lepidoptera, Pieridae. Gene Ontology annotation, cellular component: membrane. The record is from RefSeq and is a predicted model, not a curated record. The transcript has 7 exons. Gene Ontology annotation, molecular function: transmembrane transporter activity.
AGCAUUCCAUUUGAAGAAACGGUAUUUACCUUCGUUAAAACUGAGUAAAAUAAUUAUUUUUGCGAAUUAAUCCUCUAUUGGGUUGCUUUAAAAUAUGCGGGUCGUUUUAAAUUAUCUUUGACGAUAGUCAAUACCGAAUUUUUUGCCUUUUUAACUGUAUUUGCGUAUAUGUACUGAUUUUUUUGAUCAUUCACCGAAAAAAAAAUAUUUAGUAUCUACUUAUUUUGUUUCGAGUUAAAUAUUAAUUUAAUAUUUAUUAGUUUUCAAUAGCGUCAGUGAAAAUCAGGCGUGUUUAUAAGAUAGUUGUUUAAAAAUCGUAAUAUUGUUUGUUUUUAAAAUAAUUGCCAUUUAAUUUAAAAUAAUUAUACAAAGGAAAUGGACAGUGUAAAGUGUAAAAAAGUGUAAGAUGUUUCUAUCAAAAUAUGUGCUUCGGCAAUAUAUCAUAGUUUUAGCAGUCUGUUAUUCUUUCAGUGAACCUCACAGGAGUGGGGGUUGGUAUGACGGUAGCAUGGCCGUCACCAAUGCUUAUCAAACUCAUGAAGGAAGACACUCAGCUAUCUAGGAAGGUAUCUGAGGACGAAGCCACUUGGAUCGUCUCUUGUGGUUGUUUGUUGCCAAUAGUAUUUUCCCACUUUAUUUCUUGGAUCUCGAACAAACUUGGAAGGAAGACCACAUUACUCCUGAUCAGUUUAUUAAAAGCAUGUAUAUACAUGGUGCAAAUCUUCGCGACUGAACUGUGGAUGCUGUAUGCUAUAAGGGUUAUAUCUGGUAUCCUGGAUACUGGUAUUCUUUGCAACUUACUGGCUUAUAGCGCGGAGAUUGCUAGCAAAGAAAUCCGAGGUGCACUAGUAACAAUCCAGCAGAUGUCGCUAGCCACAGGCAUGCUUAUCAUCUUCACCGUGGGUCCGUACGCGACAUACCUCGUGGUCAAUGUGGUGUUUGAGUGCAUCACACUACUGAUCGUUGUGCCGCUGAUCUUUAUUCCGGAGAGUCCUUGUUCUUUGUUGGGGAGAGGGCUAAAAGACGAAGCUCUUCAAACUCUAAUCUACCUUCGCGGUUCAGAAACGAAAGCCAAGGAAGAAAUCAACGAAUACACAGUAUCAUGCGAACAGAAUAAGCACACAAUAUCAUACCGCGACAAGGUCUUUAUAAAAGCCCUUGCUAUAGUCGUCUUAUUGAGUAUUGGUAUACAAUCUAUUGGAUAUUUGACUGUGACGAUGUAUUUACAAAUAAUACUGGAUACAACGGGAACGAGUGUGUCUACAGAAGUGAUGUCGGUUGUUUUUGGAGUCCUGCAAUUGUUGGCCGGUCUCUUUGCAGCCGUUGUAACUGACAGGGCGGGGAGAAAACCUAUAUUGUCGAUCACGCUUGUGGGCUUAUCUAUUGGAAUGUCCGGCCUUGGGUUAUUUUUUUACGUUAAAGAUUCUGGCACCGAAAUCACUGGGAUCAUGAAUUAUUUACCACUAAUUUCUGUGGUUAUGAUUGUCAUUUGUUUUAAUGCAGGUCCUGGCAGUCUGAUAAACGUAGUAAGUUCAGAAUUACUAGACAGUCCCGUUCGAUCAUUUGGAAUGAGUACAUCCAUAACAUGUGGUUUAUUAGUUGCAUUUCUAAACCUCAAAUACUUUACUUUAGUCGCUGAUAUGAUAGGCUCUGCUGCUGUGUUUUGGAUGUUUGCUGGUGUAUCUCUUGUGUAUAUGAUGUUCAUAUUAAUUUGCGUGCCGGAAACUAAGUAAGCAGAGAACGUUUUUGGAGAUCCAGAAAGCGCUGGGCAGGAAAGAAAAGGCAAUGACUGUGGUUGAACACAAAUAAAUUGGAAUAUUUGCAAAGUUUUAUGUCGCAAACGGAUAUAUUUAGAAUAUACGUAUUUUGUUAAAAAGUUA